Messenger RNA from Frankliniella occidentalis (western flower thrips), 2960 nucleotides. RefSeq lists its product as uncharacterized. The record is from RefSeq and is a predicted model, not a curated record. The coding region runs from base 217 to 2802 and encodes 861 amino acids. Lineage: Eukaryota; Metazoa; Arthropoda; Insecta; Thysanoptera; Thripidae. The transcript has 3 exons.
CUGUGAGUGUUUUAAUGGAAGUGUGGAAUUAAGUCUGGUGUGACAAUGGCCCUAACUAAGUCAAGUUCAAAGGAUGAUGUCCUAGCAUACUUGUUCUCUUAUUUGGGCACAAUUACGGAGGAGACAGCUCAAGAGCUUUAUGGGGCAUUGAUUUAUAAUGUUUUGUUGGGAGUGAAUUUGUCUUUGGCGUAAAACUAGAAUGUUUUGCUAAGAAUAAUGGCUGAUGUUCCGUGUCCACUGUGCCUCCACAUUGUACCUGGUUUGAGGUCGAUCAAUAAUCAUCUGCUUGAACAGCAUGGUGUUGCUGCUACAGCACAAGUUCCAGGUGGCUUUAAUUGUCCAUUCUGUGUGAGAAACUUUGUGACCCUUCGGUGGUGGAAAGUGCAUGUUCAGAUCCAUUUAGCUCAAGUAAAUGUAGAGCCAAUUCAACCCGAUGCAGCAGCUGAUAAUAUUGGCAAUAUUGAUAUGGAUCAUGACGGUGAUGCAAAUAAUAUGAAUAUAGAUGAUAUUUCAGAAGGCGAUGAAGAAUCUAGUAAUGAUGAGUGGUCAGAGGAUGAAGAGGACCCACGAAUUGCUCUGCUUGAGGAUUUACCGAAUGGGAGGAAAGAUUUGAAACAUGCUGCUGCUAAUAUGAUAUUGGACAUGAGAGGAGUUAGUGCCAUGACGAGGGUUGGUGUGCGUAGGGCCAUGCAUGCUGCUGAUCUUGUGCUCAAGUUAAACAACAUGCACUUAAAGGAAGAUGUAGCAACUUAUUUGAAUUCUGUAAAUUUACUAAAUACACCUGAAGCUCAAAACUUAUUACAGAAUUUUGAAAAAGACAGUCCCUUUAAAGGCAUGUUUUCUGACAGCAGCCAAAUUUCUGCUCUCCAGAGAUAUAAUUUUUACCUUCAGCCUCAGACUGUUCUGGUUCAUGAUCGUUUAGAUCAAAGAUUGCAUGGAGACGACAUUUACAUUCAAAGACCAGUGCCUAGUACUUACGAAUAUAUUUCAGUCCAACAAAUACUCAAACAAAUUGUGAAAAGGAGAGAAAUAAUGGAUUAUGUAAGGUCUCUUCGUCCUUCGACCAAUGGGAUGUUGUACUCAUUUACUGAUAGUGACCAAUAUCGUAGGAGCCCUUUCUUUCAAGAGCACCCUGAAGCAUUUCAGCUUGUACUUUACUAUGACGGUGUCGAUCCUUGUAGAAGUCAAGGUCCGAAGUCUGGACAUCAUGAACUUGGUAAUUUCCUUCUGCGGAUCCUGAACCUUCCUCCAAGAAUUAACUCGACCAUGGCAUCGGUCUUUCCGCUCAUUCUUGCUAAUUCUAAUGAUUGCAAAGGCACAUUUGAGGGAGUGUUGCGCAAACUUGUUGAUGAGGUUAUAGAACUUGAGAACGGGGUAGACAUGUAUGUUGCUGAUAGGGGGAUGGAACGAAUUUUUGCUACAAUUGUGGCAGUUAAAGGAGAUUCAAAGGCUGUGCAUGCUGUGCUUGGCUUCCUUGACUGUGGAGCUAGACAUUUUUGUCGUGAUUGUAUGAUAAGCCGACCAGAGUUGCAUGCUGGUAUUUUCCCCUUCGGAGUACAGCGCACUCAAGAAUUAUCGAAUGAAGAUCUGAGAAGGGUGCAGGAAAACGUUGCCUAUAGUACUCAAUGUGGUUUGCGGUAUCGACCAGUCUUGCAUGAUCUCCAGCACUUUAGAGCUGAAGACAAUAGAAAUUUUGACCAUGGCAUGCAUGAUAUGGCAGAAGGCAUAAUUCCACUUUUAAUUAGGCUUUGUCUCAGGCAGUUCCACAUCGCAAACUUAUUUGAUAUUAAUGAGUUUAGUGCCAGAAUUUUUGCAUUCAACUAUGGAAAAGCUAAUGCAAAGGACAAACCUAAUGUUACAUUCGAUAGAGAGAUGGUGCAAGAUCCUAAUGGUAUAAGUUUAAAGCAAAAUGCAGGUCAAAUGAUGGUUUUCUUUAGAGCUCUGCCAUUUCUUCUGGACAAUCUGGCUGAUAAUCCACAGGUUUUAGUGGAAAAUGACUUUUAUCAAAUGCUCAUUUUGCUACUGAAAAUCUUUCAGUUGUCUAUGGCUCCUCAGAUACCAAGAGACAUUUUGCCACUUCUGCAAAGAUAUUUGGAACAAUUUAGGAGGACUUGGUAUGUUUUAUUUCCUGCUGUACACCCUCCCAACAAAUUUCAUCAUAUAAUGCAUCUUGUCCAAAACACCAAAGAAAAAGGCCCGCAAAGACAGUUCUAUUGCUUCAGAGAAGAGGGGAAAAAUUGUCCUGUCAAAAGACAUGUUGUAGUUUGCAACAAUUUUAUCAACCCUCAGAAGACUUCCAUGGAGCAAGCACAAAUAUUUCAGGCCAAGGCAUGGGGAGGUAGAAAUUUAAAUGUUUUCCAGAAGAGCAAAUAUUUUAAGAAACAAGUUUGUUCUGUCCACAACCUUCCAUGUGCUGCUGCCCUGCUAGCCCUGGGUUUGCCCCUCGAGGGUCAAGUUAUGACAGUGAGAGGUAUUGAAAUUUAUGGUGUGGAGUACAGGUGCAAUCAGUACCUACUCAUCCUGACAGAGGACUGUUCUCCUGAUGAUGGUCUACCCAGAUUUGGAAAAAUAAAAACAAUGAUCUGUCCAGGUGGUCAAGGUAGCACUGUUAUAUUUGGGGUGGAAGCAUGCACAACUAAUGGUUUUGUGGAACGGCUUAAUGCCUAUGUUGUUUCUUCCCGUAAUAAUGCACCAACGCAUUUAAUUGACUUGCAUGAUUUACCAAAUCAUCCGCCUAUCUCAGCAUGGCAUGAUUUCUCAACGGCAAGAACGUAUCUGAGCUUAAAGCAUGCUGUGUUCUAACAUGAACAGCUUCUCGCUCAAGAAAUAGAUGGAGAAGAUUUUCUAGCAUUUUCAGAGGAAGAACUGCUUAAAAACUUUCCAAAAAUAUUAUUCAAACAACGCAAAGAAGUUAUGAAACUGGUGAAAGGUUUAUCUACUUCUCCUCUCGAAGAUCCAAC